Molecule: messenger RNA, 495 nt
Organism: Mizuhopecten yessoensis (Yesso scallop)
Lineage: Eukaryota; Metazoa; Mollusca; Bivalvia; Pectinida; Pectinidae
Product: gustatory receptor for sugar taste 61a-like
Exons: 4
Coding region: 1-495 (164 amino acids)
Biological process (GO): sensory perception of chemical stimulus; detection of chemical stimulus involved in sensory perception of taste
Cellular component (GO): membrane
Molecular function (GO): taste receptor activity
Source: RefSeq, a predicted model, not a curated record
AUGAUAGAAGACAACGGUCAGAGCAUCUCACAGAAGAUAAAAGACAUUCGACGAAAACAUCUUCAAUUGUGUAAAGCCGUGGCAAUUCUGGAACAGGACAUUCAAUUCUUGAUUUCAGGAAACUACGUCUCCAAUAUCUUCCUCAUUUGCUUCAUUGUGUAUCAGCUGGUGACAUCAGGACCGUUGUCAGCGAUGGCAUACGUAGCAUUCUCCUCCUGGCUGGUGAUGAACGUGAUGGUCACGCUAACGGUUUCCAUCAUAGCAGCCCAAGUCAAUGAACAGGCACAUUCUCCUUUGGAACAUAUCUAUGAUGUAGAUAUGAAUGCAGCAUCUGCCUUUGAAUCGCUAGAGCUGCAGAUGUUCCUGUCAAAACUCAAUGGGCCUGCAAUAGGUUUCACGGCUAUGGGGUUUGUCACUGUUACUAAAGAGUUCAUACUAACGCUUGGAGGCAUCAUCCUGACCUACUUUUUUCUACUGAUUCAGUUCAAGGUAUGA